AUGUCCUCCGACGAGGAGGAUGGCCGCCCUCGCGGCGAGGGUCACGAGAGUCCCGCACACAGCAAUGCCAACGGUUCUGGAGCUGAACAAAUGGAUGAAGAUGAAGAUCUCUUCGGCUCUGACGGAGAGGGCGGCCUCGACGACAUUGAACCACACCGCACCCUAGAUGAUGAACAACUUGACUCAGGUGAUGAUGAGAAUCGCUACGAUCGGCGCGAAGAACGCAUGUAUGACGUGGCUGAAGAGGAGCAAGAAGUGAAUGUUGUUGACCAUGACCUUGCGCGAGCGCCAGUGCCAUUGACCAACGACGGGGAGGUAUACACGAUGCAUGUGCCGGAUUUCCUCUCAAUUGAAGGAGAAGAAUUCAAUCCCGCGACUUACGUUCCACCGCCUUACCAGACCGCUGCUACCUCUCUGUGCUGGCGCAAGGACCCUGCAGAUGAGUCUCUUUUGCAAUCGAAUGCCCGCAUUAUCAGAUGGGAGGAUGGCUCCAUCACUCUUCAGCUCGCCUCCGCACCUCUCGAGCAAUACCGGAUCGCAUCCAAGCCCCUCGCACCUCUCACUAAGUCUGGCGACUAUGACCAUAAGCUGGACUCCCACGUUUACCUCGCAGCGGGACUGGAAACUGCUCAAGUCUUCAGAUUGACCUCACAUCUCACCCACGGUCUAACCGUUCUGCCGAACAGCCUAGAGACAGACGACGCCGUUCAACGUCUUCAAGAGCAAUUGGCUGCUGCUGCCCGUGGUAGUAAGCAAACCGCAACUGGCACUGCGCCGCGCUAUGAGCUCACGGAGGAUCCUGAGUUGGCCGCCAGACGCGCUGAAACGAUGGAGAGGGAAGCUAUCAAAGCGGAGCGUCGUCGACAGCAGCUUGCAGAUCGCGAGGCUGAUCGCGGUCGCCGUCAUGGUGCCGCUCGCACUGGUCCUACCGGUCUUAGUGUUGGUGGUCUUGAAGAUGGAGGAUUGCAUACGACACGUCCGCGCGCCAAGCCUCGUCGUCAAAACCGUCGUGGAGAGAUCUAUACCGACGACGAAGAGGAUUACUCCCGCGGUGCCCGCAAUAGAGAAGACGAGUACGACGAGGAUGAUGGAUUCUUGGUGGGCAGUGACGAGGAUAUCGAGGAGGAAGCUGAAGAUGAAGAGGAAGAACUGGAGGAUGAAGAUAUGGACGCGGAAGGUGAAGAUGAUGAGGAGGCUGCACCUGCGAAGGCUGCCCGGAGCAAGCCAGAGCCCGAAGCCAGGGCCGGUACACCUCCUGCCCGAAAGAAGAACCGCUAUGUGGUCGAUGAUGAGGACGAUGAGUGA
Messenger RNA from Penicillium bovifimosum, 1305 nucleotides. RefSeq names its product Paf1-complex subunit LEO1. Gene Ontology annotation, cellular component: nucleus; Cdc73/Paf1 complex. The transcript has 3 exons. Gene Ontology annotation, molecular function: RNA polymerase II C-terminal domain phosphoserine binding. Lineage: Eukaryota; Fungi; Ascomycota; Eurotiomycetes; Eurotiales; Aspergillaceae. Gene Ontology annotation, biological process: positive regulation of transcription elongation by RNA polymerase II; transcription elongation by RNA polymerase II. The coding region runs from base 1 to 1305 and encodes 434 amino acids. The record is from RefSeq and is a predicted model, not a curated record.